ACCAGGCGCAUCUGCAGAGCCCUGCAAGGAGGACAUCCCUGUGUACACCUGCUCUCUGCCUGCUACCGAGAUGGUGCAAGUGACUCCAUUCCUCCUGAUACUCAGCAUGGUGCUGGUGGCUCCUGGCUACUCUGCAAAAAAGUGCGUGCUGACUGGACGCUGGAUGAAUGAACUGGGCUCCAACAUGACCAUCACGGCUGUGAAUGGAAAAGGCGAAUUCAGUGGCUUCUACCACACGGCUGUGACAGCCACCAUGAAUGAGAUCCAGGUGUCACCACUCCAGGGGUCCCAGCACCGCACGAACCAGAAGAGCCAACCCACCUUCGGCUUCACUGUCAACUGGAGCUUUUCAGACUCUGUCACCGUCUUCACCGGCCAGUGCUUUGUGGAUGAUGAGGGAAAUGAGAUUUUGAAGACCAUGUGGCUCCUGCGGUCACAGGUGGACAACAUCAAGAACGAUUGGAAGGCCACCAGGGUCGGCACCAACGUCUUCAUCCGCCUGCGCUCCCAGCAGGAGUGUAACUGGCAGCGAGGGGAUUCCCAGGCCAGCGGCAACGCCAACUCUGCAUCCCGCUCCUUCUGCUCCGCCGCCUGCUACUCUCAAUAAAGCUUUGCUGCAAACAC
Molecule: messenger RNA, 624 nt
Organism: Haliaeetus leucocephalus (bald eagle)
Lineage: Eukaryota; Metazoa; Chordata; Aves; Accipitriformes; Accipitridae
Product: avidin-like
Exons: 4
Coding region: 71-607 (178 amino acids)
Molecular function (GO): biotin binding
Source: RefSeq, a predicted model, not a curated record